Molecule: messenger RNA, 844 nt
Organism: Arabidopsis thaliana (thale cress)
Lineage: Eukaryota; Viridiplantae; Streptophyta; Magnoliopsida; Brassicales; Brassicaceae
Gene: SUMO1
Product: small ubiquitin-like modifier 1
Exons: 3
Coding region: 180-482 (100 amino acids)
Biological process (GO): protein sumoylation; response to heat
Cellular component (GO): nucleus; cytoplasm
Molecular function (GO): protein tag activity
Source: RefSeq, marked reviewed
CUACGAUUUAUGAUAGAGAGGAAUCCGAUGCGUCCAAGUACAAAAGCCACGGCCAAUUAGAGAGAUUUUCAGAGUCAGUCUUUUUAUAUUCAUCUCUCAGCAUCAUUCUUUGAUUGUGUGAAUCUCUCAUCGUUCUCUCAAAUUUCGUGUUUUUGUAACCGGACGGAGAACCUUUCACGAUGUCUGCAAACCAGGAGGAAGACAAGAAGCCAGGAGACGGAGGAGCUCACAUCAAUCUCAAAGUCAAGGGACAGGAUGGAAACGAGGUUUUCUUUAGGAUCAAGAGAAGCACUCAGCUCAAGAAGCUGAUGAAUGCUUACUGUGACCGGCAAUCUGUGGACAUGAACUCCAUUGCUUUCUUGUUUGAUGGGCGUCGUCUUCGUGCUGAGCAAACUCCCGAUGAGCUUGACAUGGAGGAUGGUGAUGAGAUCGAUGCGAUGCUCCAUCAGACUGGUGGCAGCGGUGGUGGUGCUACGGCCUGACACUUCGUCCAGGUUUAGGGCUUGUGUGUGAUAUGAAUGGUUAAGGAGUAAUCGGCAUUAGGAUUUGCAGACUUGUUUUUUUAUCGUGACCAUUCUCUUUAGAAACUAAGUUAUUAUGGUCACGAAGGUUAAAGAACCCUUUGGUUGAUUUUUUGUCUUGUUCGUUUGGUAUCGGAUCCUAUGAUACUACUAUUUCGGCUUAAAGGUGUUAUUAACCCAAUUAUCUAAAGUUUGUUGGUAUGGUAACGGUAAAAAGCUAUUAAUUAUUGAAAGUGUGACUCUUAACAUAUACGUAGCUCAUUGAGCUAAUGGCGAGCAAAGAUAAAAUCCAUCUAGUCAACUAAACAAAAUAUUACUUAAAC